Molecule: messenger RNA, 337 nt
Organism: Wasmannia auropunctata (little fire ant)
Lineage: Eukaryota; Metazoa; Arthropoda; Insecta; Hymenoptera; Formicidae
Product: probable GDP-L-fucose synthase
Exons: 2
Molecular function (GO): GDP-L-fucose synthase activity
Source: RefSeq, a predicted model, not a curated record
CCCUGGCAGCCACCCUAACCUACAACACACUGAUCAGCUGUGGUCAGCCCAAGUCAGCUGUCGCGAGCUCAUCGGGAUCCGACGAGAUCUCCUCAACAUGAAUGUUGUGCUCGUAACUGGCGGCACGGGGCUUGUCGGUAGAGCUAUUCGAAGUGUCGUCGAGCGCGACGGGAGGGAAGACGAGAGGUGGAUAUUCGCUGGGUCCAAAGACGCAGAUUUGUGCGACAAGGAGAGCACACGGAGGUUAUUCGACGUUCACAGACCGACGCAUGUCGUCCACUUGGCUGCCAUGGUCGGCGGUCUCUUCCACAACAUGUCACACAAUUUGGACUUCCUG